Messenger RNA from Penicillium digitatum Pd1, 645 nucleotides. Its product is annotated as Six-hairpin glycosidase. NCBI's taxonomy places the organism in Eukaryota, Fungi, Ascomycota, Eurotiomycetes, Eurotiales, Aspergillaceae. The record is from RefSeq and is a predicted model, not a curated record.
AUGCACCUCGUAUCUAAACUCUAUGACUACCAACGGUGGAAAGCCCUAGUAAUUCCCACUUUGGUCUAUGCCGUGGCCGAUGCGGUGAUGAUAUAUGCGCCAGCUCUAUUCAAUAGCGACCUCGCCCCUUCGGACGAGGAAGUCACGAUGGUGGAAAUGUCGUACCUUGUGGCAUCUGAUAUCCUGGUAGCUGGGUGCAUGCUAUUUGACCAAUUAUUCCUCCUUCUUCCCUCUUACGUAGUGUUAAUACUGGUCCAGACGAGUCUUCUGCCGCCCGCCUGCAAGACGCUAGUCUCAAUGCCGACACAGCAGCAGUGGGGUAGACAGGUGAAGGAGAUCUUUGAGGCUAACGGAGGUCCGCUUCGAGCACAGGAGGCGGGCGCGGAUGGUAGGGGUGGCACAGGUGCUCUGGUGUCUGCAACUGCAUGGAAAGAUGUGUUUUUGUUUGUUUGGGGUUGCCACGUUGGUGCAUUGCACGAUCUACUUGCUCUAGAAGGGAAUGCCAGCGUCGCUGACUACACCUUCAUGCCUGGUUUCUCGAUGCGAAUUGGUCUUGUGGAUCAACUAGGUCGUGGGUUUAGUUAUGGAGAGGGGGAGGAUGACAAGGGGAAUUAUCAGUAUGGCAGCCAGGUUUCUCCGAGAUAG